AUUGUAUGGGCGCUCGGGAGUAACGAAUGGGCAAGCGCGUGAGAGAGCAAAUCAUCUCACUCGUCCUCGACGACAUUCCCCGACGCCGCUGCUACGUCCUUGACGGCGUACUCGACGACGUGCACCACUCGCAACGCUGAGUGGGGGCUCUGUCAUUCCUUUGUCUCUUUCCCACUGUCCUUCACUCUUAGACUCGCGUUCUGAUCCAUGGCUACUAAGUUAUCUUACUCAUCGUCGUCCCACAAUAUGUCCAAUUCCAACGGCAGCAAUCCCUCAUUACCUCGAAAAGCCACCAAGAAAACAUCGUUUCUUUCGCUCAGGAAGGAGAAGAAAUCUACAGAAUCGCCUUCCGUUUCCGUUUCUCCCAGGCACUCACCGUCUGGCAACUACACAACUUCACCUUCAUCAUUUCAACACUUUGACUACGAGGAUUAUCAGGAACCCAGAAUAUCGCGUCCAUAUCAACUCUCUGGAUAUCAUUCACGAUCGGCUUCUAAGAGUGCUACUUCAGUUCGUAAUGACGGAUACUCGAAGCGAGAGCAAGGGAGAGGUCGACAAGAAAAGGCUUCUCCGCCGGACCAGUCUUUUGAUUUCCCCACUGUGAAUGGCGAUUCUUCAUUCAUGCCAUUCUCUGAGGACGUCAAGGUACCUUGGCCACGGCCACGCUGCCAAACAAAUCCCUCUGAACGGCAGGAUUCUGACCCCAUGCCCUUCGUCCGCCGCUCUGUAAAGUAUCCAUUUCGCGACUCCGGUUCCUCAAGCCUCAGUCAGUUCGAUCCUCUUCCCCAAACUCCCAUAGAUGACAAUAUGUCCUUUCAUGGUUCAGUCUUCAACAUCCCUGUUAUGGUGGCUGCCCCAGUAUCUGGCGUAGAAACGAUGGACGCAUUGGUAGAUGGCAUGAACGGAUUCAGCUCUGAUGAUCAUUUUAUGGGCUCUGGUGGUAUAUCCGGUCGCACAAAGAUCAGCAAGACGGGUCACCAUCCGCUGUACCACCCACCGUUGCCUACUCCCCCUCCUGGGAUUACCCUGGGAAAGGCGACCCCUCGGAAGGGUUCUAAGCCUCACGAGUCCAGUUCUGAUGAUGAGAGCCCUUAUCGUUCAACAAAGCGCGGCCAACGACACAAAAAUCACCGUCCCGCAUCGUCCCGACAUGCAUCCAAUACAACGGUGACGAGAUCCACUCUGCUGGCAAUGCCUUCUAAAGAGGACAUCAGCUUGUAUAGUGGCUCGUCCAUCUCCGAUGAGUCUCUCAGGCCGCCGCCGCCGCCACCUCCGUCGAUUUCGACCAGGACUGUAGCACCUUCCAUCUCCGAAAUUAUACGAGCCCACGCGCCUGCUUCACAGCAAGCUCGGUCGAGGCCUAGCUCGUCACACAAGACAUCUUAUGCACACAGUAGCAACCACGGCUCUAUCACGCAGGAGAAAGUGCUACCGCCACCUAGCCCUCUAAUCACUGAUGACGAGACGGAUUUCGUCUCGAGGUCUUCCGUGGAUACCAUAGCAGAGGAAGUCCGACAGACCAUUCGUAACCAAGCGAGGGCCUCUGUGGUUUAUCCUUGUUCGCGACCUACUUCGUCGUAUUCACAUGUGUCUCCGCCCUCGACCGUUCAUGAGAACUCCAGAGGUUUUUCUUCACCCAAGCCCGAAAGCCGACGCGGGUCAUCCAUUUAUUCACAUUCUACUUCGACAAUUUCUGAUCAACCACAUCUACCUCCAUUGGAUUUACAAUCGUUGACCAAAACGGCCAUAAACUCGCCUUCGCAAACCAUUGCACAGUAUUUACGCUCCAGUCGCCUUACAAGUAUACUCAGGCUGACACGUUCCCCUCACGCUUCUCGAGAAACUCCACUAAAUGUGAGCUUUUCCGACCUUGGUAGUCCCUCUGGCCACCCUCUAGUCAUAUUCCUCGGCCUUGGAUGCGUCAGACAGAUCAUGGGUCUUUACGACGAGAUGGCUGAGUGUCUUGGACUUCGACUCAUCACCAUUGAUCGUUGGGGCCUAGGUCGUACUGACACCCCGCGUGCGAAAUCCGCUAAGGGUAUCCCGGAAUGGGCCUGUGUCGUUGAGGAAGUUCUUGACCGCCUGCAAAUUGACCAAUGCAGCGUCAUGGCCCAUUCUGCUGGCGCGCCGUACGCACUCGCCUUCGCAAAUAGGUUCCCUGAGCGCAUCAGGGGAGACAUUUGUUUGUUGGCACCCUGGGUAGGUGGCGGUGAAGGAGGAGGCUACAAGUGGUUGAAAUAUGUUCCCAACGGUAUCCUGAAGACGGCGCAAGCUGCGGAAUGGAAGGUCCAAGCUUGGAUGCUCGGCAAACCGCCAACACUGGCGUACGAGGGUAUUGGAUUUGACGUCAAGAUCUCUAGGCCUUCGACAGCAAAUUCCUCUAUGACAUCUCGAUUUCACAGCAGCCCCCCUGCAUCAAUGGACAAUGAUACGUCAUUUCGCAUGACACAGGUGGAGAAUGAGCCUCGCCAUAGCAUUAGCUCAGGUAUCUUUAGCGACUAUGACGACCUCCAUGAUUUCGAUGGCCGGUUCGAGAGUCGGAGUACCCUUGGGCGGCGGAGUACUUGUUCACAACGUAGUCGUAUCAAUAGUGAGAGUCAUCCCUCACAUGUUUCAUCCCGCAAGCCUUCAAAGGGCUUUUUGGGUCGUCUCAAAGGAGGAGGUAGUCCCUUGCAAGCUCACUCGCCUAAAGAGGAACGGCCCACAAGUUCAUCGGGUUCCGGGAAGCGUUUAAAAGCACUUCGUUCGAUGGGCUCACUGAAGGGAAGGUCGUCUUCAUCAGGGAAUCCCGCUACCAAGAAAACACAAUCUCCACCACCACCCUCUUUACCUCAACCACUUACACCCGAAGUUGGUCUUGGUCUAGACGAGCUCGAUUGGUCGGGUACGGUAAGGGGGAAAUCACUAUCGACUCCUCCAGCCAAGUCCGGGAAAGCUGAAUCCGUGUCCAGUAUGUCUUUCUCUAACGAUGGACAUUCAAACCCUCGUUCAGGGGGCCGACGUUCUGUUUCUGGUCCGACAAAAUCACCCGUGCCUCCUGUUCCACCUCUACCCUCAUCUCCCAUUGCCGACAACACGCCGUAUCCAACUAGCUCCUAUCAAGCUGCGCUGGGUAACGCCUUGAUUGCUGCUUCUCACGCAGAAUCUGCAAAAGGCACCCAUGGAGAUCUGGUUCAAAUCUUGAACCAUGACCGACAGCCAUGGGGUUUCUCGUACUCAGCGUACCCGCAUUGUGUGCGAGUCUGGUACGGCGAUCGAGAUGAUAGGAUUGCGGAGAAUGUGGUCCGGUGGAUGGAGAAUACCAUGGGUUCAGACAAGUGCUCUGUAAAGGUCGUGAAGGGUGCCGACCAUGCCCUCAUGUUCAAGAGCUCCGUCGUGGUUGAGGUCAUGGAAUACAUGAGCGACUGCUGGCGACUUGAUUGAAAUUUUGCCUUUCUUGUUACAACAUCUAUUUGCUCUUUUACCUUUUGGUUGUUAGGUUAUGUCGGAUGAGAUACCACAAUUGUUUCAUAUAUCCUCUUCAUGUAUAUUCCCCCUCCCUCUCUUCCCCAAUUUUCUCGUUAUUUUCAUUCGCUUUCUCAGCAAUUUGUAUACCUUUGCAUAUUCAUCCUAUCGUUCCCCUCUACGCGUUGUGCAGGAUACCGUAUCAUUUUCCUUCCGAUGUUGGUUAAUUGCAUAUUACUCUUCCAUUAUACGUCUUAAUUAGUGUAGAAUGGGCACAUCUCUGUUGCAAGCUUCUUCUAAAUGCAAAUACUCCAUCAUGACCCC
Messenger RNA from Somion occarium, 3768 nucleotides. The record is from the annotation of a GenBank genome assembly. NCBI's taxonomy places the organism in Eukaryota, Fungi, Basidiomycota, Agaricomycetes, Polyporales, Cerrenaceae.